This is a messenger RNA of Symbiodinium pilosum, 433 nucleotides long. The record is from the annotation of a GenBank genome assembly. Lineage: Eukaryota; Dinophyceae; Suessiales; Symbiodiniaceae.
GAUCUUUGGAGGUUGCUACUUCAACCCUCGUGGUGGCAAGCCCGGCAUCUUCGGACGGGAGGUGGACAUUGAUUAUUCGGAGUUCCCUGCAUCAUGGUUUCGGCGGGUGCCAGAAAACUUCUACAUCAGCCGGCGGUACUGCGCGGCAACGAACAAGUAUGGAGUGAAAUCUGGUCAGGAUCAGGCAGCAUGGGAGUCGAAAGGUUGGAUCCAUCAGCAAGAUCCGCGCGGCUGGUUCCAAUGGUAUUGCCGUUUCUACCAGGGCCGACGCAGCUCUGACGACCAACGCCAGGUACAACGCUGGAAAGCCUGCGCAGGCUUCACAGGACGUUGGCGGAACCAGUUAUGUUCCCGCAUAAAUGGCUCUGGGCGGGCUUUCAACGACCCAUCCGUUGCUCCUGUCAUACGGCAGACGCUGUUGCAUUGGGCCUAC